Molecule: messenger RNA, 1872 nt
Organism: Vespa mandarinia (Asian giant hornet)
Lineage: Eukaryota; Metazoa; Arthropoda; Insecta; Hymenoptera; Vespidae
Product: cilia- and flagella-associated protein 69-like
Biological process (GO): positive regulation of flagellated sperm motility
Cellular component (GO): sperm midpiece; non-motile cilium
Source: RefSeq, a predicted model, not a curated record
AUGACAUUGCUCAUUCUACUUAUAGUUCAACUUUUUCCAUGUUGUACCAUUAUCAGCAAUGGUAUAGCCAACGAUGUCCUAUCUCUUUUAAUUGACUGCCUCUCUGGUAGAAUUCAUAUCUGGUCAAAGAACAUUAAAUUUGUUCCUAACAAAGAGAACCUCGUUUUCUUGAAAACACUUUUACUAAUCGUAUCUGAUCUUGCUACGUUUAAUGCCUCUAUCCAUAUCAUGAUCGAACUGGACGUCUUAUUACCAAUAUUUGGCUUCAUUGAUUUGAAUUCAAAAUCUAUUUGGAGUCCACCUCAAUUUUGGCAUCUUUUCGAACAUGCAAUAUUCACUUUGGUUGUACUUGCGCCAAAACUACCUAAGGAAUUUGUUGAACUCGAUGGAACCCAAAAAUUGAUGUCCAUUUUGCAAUGGUGUUCCUCGAACGAAUUUGAUUCGAAAUUUGCAAUGAUUUCUACCAAGGCAGUAUCCAAAUUUUUCCAAACUAUUUUCAAUAAAUUAAUAACAACUUUGAGGAAUAUUCUAAUAUCAUUUUUAGAUCUUGUCGAUUGUAUCUUACGUAUCGAUAAAUUAACGAUUGAACAUCAAAGAAUUCUGACAAUAUUAUUCAUCACUGCAGACGAAAUAAUCAGAAAAGAAGCAUACCUUCGAUUGUUAUAUGGAUACUAUAAUAUAAAAAUCAUUCGGCAAUUGUUAGAUAGAUAUUUUUAUCAUCGAAAAGACGAUGAUUUUCAUAUGGAUCAACGUCUUUUGCUAGCGAUUGGUUCCUAUAUUUGGGGAUCUAUAGUACCAUGUCCGAUACAUUUGAAGAAGUUUGUUGACCAGAAUACAGUCUACACUAUAAUCGACGUAAUCGAAAUCACUUCUUCUCCUGUUAGAUGUUUAUUUCUUGGUCUAUUAAUAGAUAUUUGUGAAAAUAUCUUUUGUGGUCAUUAUUUAUGUACUUGGCGUGGAAUUGAUAAGAACAAAGGAUUGAUGUCUUUGAUGGCAAUGAUUUGGAGAGAAGAGGAGAGUGAAAUCGGUGUGAAGAAACGAUUGGAUGACACUGAAUUACCUCAAUUGGGUCCCAAACAAUGGUUAGAGACUUAUCGUACCAAACUUAGACACGAAGUUAGUCCUGCAAUGAUCGAUUUGAUUGGCUCGUCUAGAUCUAAGAUUUAUGCUCUUCGUCAAAUUAUCGAAAGAUAUGGAGAAAAAUAUCAGAUGGCUAGAGAUCAUUACAAGAUUCUAAUUAAUGAUUUAUCUAUCGAAGAUAAGAUCACGAUGUCCACUGUGAAUUUUUACUUUCGAUUAAAAAUUGGACAGACUUGGAUCGAGAUCAGCAAGUAUUUAGCUCAGCUAGGUGUUAUACCAUUAGGAAUGGAUGGUCAACUUAUGUCUUUAAUGUCGCAACGAUAUCAUUUCUGGGGUCUUUUUAUUCGGGAACGUCAAAAUAAAUUUAAUGCUACCGCUAAGAUUAUCGAGGAAACAGAGGAAAAGGACGAAUACGCUAGAAUUCGUGAUUCUUUGCUAGCACCAACACUCGAUGCUCUCGACGAGAUCGAAUAUAUUCGUAGAACAACCGAUAGAUUUUAUAUGUUACGGAAAAAGGAUUUUCAAAAUCGACAGGUGAACACGUAUCUUAAUUUUCCUUCGAUUGCGGAUAUCAUGCAGUGUCAUAGGACAUUUCAAGAUAAUGUUAAUGUUACGGUACGUUAUAAUUUGAAAAAAAAAAAAAAAAAAGAAGAAAAAGAAAAAGAAAGAAAAAACAAAACCGUCGAAAAAUGGACAUCUUACACGUUUUCCUUUUACAGGCAGUUUUCGAUCAACAUCUUCAUCUCACUGGUAAACUUACACCCGACAGCGAUACUGAUCUAACGCUACCUU